AUGACGGAGGCUUUUAUGGGUUACAGCGAAGACUUUGAGCAAUGCCGUGAUGAAGCCAUGGAGGACAUUCGCUCUAUAACUAAGGCGGACAAUGAGCGUGAGCGUAACGAACUGGUCGAGCGUGCACAGGGCAAUAUUUCUGAGGCUGAACGUUACAUGCGUAUCCUCGAGAGCGAGUCACGCGCUGGAGACUCACAAGACCGCAGACGAAUGCAUCAGCAAUUGCGCACUUUCAAAUCGCAACUGGACAAGCUCAAGUCGAAUCUUGAGCGCUCAAAACUCAUGGAAGGUAGUCAACAGCGCCAACAGGCUUCCGCCCCGCAAGACAAUGUGGCCCGCUACCAUCAGCGCACGGAACGAAUUGAAGACCACCUUGGCGACGCUCAGGCUAUCAUCGCGCAGACUGAAGCCACAGCCCAAAAUAUUAAUCGUAAUCUUGCAGAUCAGCGCGAACAUCUUAUUAACGUCCGCACGAAUGUUGACGCAACGCGCGAAGACACAGCAGAAGCAGCCAUGCAUCUAAAGAAGCUUAAGUGCAAGAUGGCAUCGCAGAUUGUAUUCUUGUACCUCGUCAUCUUGGGCCUUAUCGUGGUGAUCAUCUGGCAGGUCAUUUCCAAGUUUGUGUAA
Plasmopara halstedii is the source of this 627-nucleotide messenger RNA. RefSeq names its product premrnasplicing factor syf1. The record is from RefSeq and is a predicted model, not a curated record. Gene Ontology annotation, molecular function: SNAP receptor activity; SNARE binding. Gene Ontology annotation, cellular component: late endosome membrane; endoplasmic reticulum membrane; ER to Golgi transport vesicle membrane. Lineage: Eukaryota; Oomycota; Peronosporomycetes; Peronosporales; Peronosporaceae. Gene Ontology annotation, biological process: vesicle fusion; vesicle-mediated transport; intracellular protein transport. Bases 1 to 627 code for a protein of 208 amino acids. The transcript has 2 exons.